Messenger RNA from Scatophagus argus, 2360 nucleotides. It is a transcript of the gene tom1, whose product is annotated as target of myb1 membrane trafficking protein. Gene Ontology annotation, biological process: signal transduction. The transcript has 16 exons. Gene Ontology annotation, molecular function: phosphatidylinositol binding; ubiquitin binding; clathrin binding. NCBI's taxonomy places the organism in Eukaryota, Metazoa, Chordata, Actinopteri, Scatophagidae. Gene Ontology annotation, cellular component: membrane; endosome. The coding region runs from base 240 to 1700 and encodes 486 amino acids. The record is from RefSeq and is a predicted model, not a curated record.
AGUGCUGAGAUACUAAGCGGCUGUGAGUGGUGCAGUUAUAGCGCACUAACAUCGCUAUUGCUCCGUCUGAUAUUCGUAGGCUGCUUUCCCUUUAAAGCAUGACGCAGUUCAAUUAGUGCCCCACUUUGUUGUGUGAGCGGCAGCGGCGGCAGCAGUGAGCAGGAGCGAGCGGGGCUUGUCGGUGCUCACAGCCCUGCCCGGGGACGUCGGUGCUUAGCUGGGCCCUCACCGCCAACAACAUGGAGUUUUUACUGGGAAAUCCGUUCAGCACGCCGGUGGGACAGCGUAUCGAGAGUGCGACCAGUGCCAGCCUGCCGUCAGAAGACUGGGCCCUCAACAUGGAGAUCUGUGACAUGAUCAACAGCUCAGAGGAAGGACCCAAAGAUGCAAUCAGAGCCAUAAAGAAAAGGAUUGUGGGGAACAAGAACUUCAAGGAGGUUAUGCUGGCACUCACUGUCCUGGAGACUUGUGUGAAGAAUUGUGGCCACAGGUUUCACUUCUUGGUGACUUCACGGGAUUUUAUAGAGGGGGUUCUGGUACGGUCGAUCAUCCCGAGAAACAACCCUCCAUUAGUCCUACAUGACAGAGUGCUCGGCAUCAUACAGGCGUGGGCUGAUGCAUUCCGCAGCUCACCCGACCUGACGGGUGUGGUGUCGGUAUAUGAAGACCUAAGAAGGAAAGGACUUGAAUUCCCCAUGACUGAACUGGAUGGUUACUCACCCAUCCAAGCUCCACAAAAGACUUUACCUGGGAAUGGGCCCACUGUCACUACUCUGCCUGCUGCACUCCUGUCCUCCAAACCUCCGCUCGUCCGACCCCAGACUUCUGAGCUAAAACUGGCCCUAGAGGGAAACAAUGCUUUAACCCCCUGCCAGAUAAAAAAGCUGAAGACGGAGCUGGGAGUGGUGAGAAGCAACCUGACUAUGAUGUCAGACAUGAUGAGUCAGCUGGACCCUGUCACGGUAAAACAGGCAGACAUGGAGCUUCUGGAGUUAUACACAGUAUGUAAGGAAAUGCAGGAGAGGAUAGUGAAGAUUGUGCCCAGGCUUAGUGAGGAGAAGCUGAUCGAGGAGUUGCUGGCAACUAACGAUGAGAUGAACACUGCAUUUACUCGCUAUCACAGGUUUGAAAGACGAAUAACCAAUGGACCAAACACAGAGAAGAAGAGCCACACAUAUGUCAACCUGACGGACCUCAGUUUGACAGCUGAGUCUGUCAGCCAGUCAGGGGUUGCAUCAGUCAACAAUGACAGCACACUCAACCAGUCAGAAGCUGACAGUUUGUGCAGUCCGAUGGCAAGACUUAGUACAAGUGAAUCAGAUGACACAUUAUCACAGAAACACAACGUCUCAGCUCAAAAACCAAGCGAGCAGAGUGAAGUGGCAGUGGACGGCCUGGCUCAGGUGCAGGACAGCAGACUGCUUAACACAGGAAGGGAUGGCAGCCCAGCCUCCACCUGCAGCUCCUCACCAAAGUUAGAUUGGAUGAUUAAAAGGGGAAUGAUUCCGAUCAACCAGUCCACUGUCAUGGAUGACAUUGAGAAAUGGCUAGCAUUGGACGAUGAGUAUGAUGACUAUGAAGAUUCAGAUGGUGUGACCAGUGAAGAAUUUGACAGGUUUUUGGCAGAAAGAGCAAAGGCAGCUGAGCGUUUGCCAUCGCUGAGGGCUUCCUCACAGGAUACCAACCACUCCGAGUCUUAAGAUACGCUUAAAUCCUGCCAAACUAACCAUACUCAUGAAGGUCCUGAGCCAUCAGCUGAGAAGUGGAGAUUUCUUUUAGAUCAACGGUUGAGUGGCACUUUUUACAUGGGAAUUACACAGCGUAACUGAGGAAGGACACCAUAGCUUUGUAUGCUGCUCUUUACUCAGGAGCAAAGGUGUUUGUUUUUGUUUUUUUUAACAAAGGUGUACUUUUAACUGAUAAAAAUAAUGUUAUUUGUUGAAGGAUGGAGGCUUUUACUUGACAUAGUUAUGAGGAUUUGACCGUGUGUGGAAUGCAAACAUUUGCACAUUUUAUAUGGUUACAUUCCUGCUGUUGAAAGAGAAAGAGGAUAUUGUUACAGAAAACAACUUUUGGAACAUAGAUUAUGUAUUAUAUUGCUGAUAUAUAUGUUGUCAAACAUGAUGAGGGGUUACAGAAAAUGUCCCUGUCAAAGUAGCAAACACUGUACACUUAAAUGUAAGAGAAGCUCAGCUAUUACAUCAUGGAAUAGUUUGAAUCUUUACAUCAUUGUUGAUGUAGGAUGUGGAAGAAAAUGAAUGAGGUUUUUUAUAUCCAACAUUCCCUUGGAAGAUGUUUCACUUGACAGGAAGUCAUGACAGACUGCUGUCAAAUAUUAAACUAAAACUAUUAACUGGAAA